This is a messenger RNA of Brassica oleracea var. oleracea, 1743 nucleotides long. RefSeq lists its product as uncharacterized. The record is from RefSeq and is a predicted model, not a curated record. Lineage: Eukaryota; Viridiplantae; Streptophyta; Magnoliopsida; Brassicales; Brassicaceae. The transcript has a single exon. The coding region runs from base 1 to 1743 and encodes 580 amino acids.
AUGACAAUCUCAGACCACCUAGCCAACACCUCGACGCCAGUGGUGACGACCUCGGAUGAACAAUCAAUGGUGGCAACCUCGGACCAUCCAGCCAACACCUCGACAAUAGUGGCGACGACCUCAACCCAGCCAUCAAUGGUGACCACCUCGGCCCUACCAGCAACAGUUACGAUCUCGCGUCAUCCAGCCGACACCACGUCUCUCAUACCGACGACCUCAGUACCUAACACAAGAACGACGUACUCCACUCAGCCGGACAUCUCCCUGAUCUUUCAGACACUUCUCGGUAGGAUAGACGAGCUCGCUCGAGGAACGACCUCUCGCUUGGACGACCUCGUGCAUUCUCAGAUUAUUUGCAACAACCGCAUCAACGAACUCCAGUCUGUCGAAAUUGGCGCAUCAAAAUCACAACAAGUUGAUAUCACUCCACGACUCCAGCGUGUUCUGUUCAGCGAUUUACCAACACCAGUGACUGGUUCAGGACAGCAGCAAUCAAUCCAAGCCAACGAUCUAUGUGCACCAAUCACAAAUUCCGGACAACAACAUCAGAAUCAUGUGAACGAAUCUUCAGCACUAAUCAUCGACUCCAGGCAGCAGCGCCCAAGUUAUCUAAAUGAACAACACCUUCAGAACACCAGUUUCCCGCAUAUCACCAACAGGGAGACCCAACAGAGAGACAACGACAUUGAAGAAAUUAGGAUUCAGUUGCAAAGCAUGAACUCGAAGGUCCAUCAGGCAACCAGCGCAGCACCAGAGAUCGAUUGCGUACUCCGUGAAACCCAAAAUACACCUUUUACAACUCGCCUCAUCAGUAUCCCUGUCCGACAUCAGAAGAACAAAAUCAAACUCCCGACUUACAAUGGAACAUCCGAUCCAAGAGAAUAUCUCACCGCCUUCAGUAUCGUAACCGGGAGAGCCAAUUUCUCACCAGAAGAACGCGACGCCGGUCUCUGUCAAUUGUUUGUGGAAAAUUUGAGCGGACUCGCCCUCGGUUGGUUUUCACGCUUUGAAGCUCAUUCUAUUGACAACUACAAUCAACUCUCGACGGCCUUCCUCAAACACUACACGCUGUUUAUCCAACAGAGUGCAAAUAAUGCCGACUUAUGGACUCUAGCUCAAGAACCUACGGAGACACUACGCUCGUACAUCGAAAAAUUCAGAGCCAUCGUUUCUCGCAUCACCGUGCUUGACGAAGUAGCAGUCCUCGCACUCCGAAACGGUCUUUGGCACGAAUCACCAUUCCGAGAAGAGCUCAUGAAGUAUAAACCACAGACUCGGGAAGAUGCACUCCAUCGGGCGAUAACUUUCAUCGAAAUCGAAGAAGAUAAAGCUGCAUUCAGCAAAAAACACACAGCCACCAAAAAAUCAUCUUCAAAGGAUAAAGAGCCUGACGAAUACAACGAACCUAGACAACAUUAUGAAAAAGCAUACAGAGAUGGAAAGAGCAGGAAAGCAUCCAAUUAUCAAAUCAGCGACCAACCAUCUAGUCGCUCCACAGGAAAGCAGGCUCGCAGCAGUCAAGGAUCAGAGGAUACCCAAGCAUAUUGCAGCUACCAUAAAUCUAAGACUCAUAAUACGGAAGAAUCUCGCCAUCUACCAUGUCGCCAUCUACAGGAGUGGUUAUUGAACAAGUACCGCAACGAUCGGGAUUCAUCAUCUAAAGACCAGCAAAACGACAAGGCACCAAAAAAUGAAGGUGAACGUUUUCGACAAGUCAAGCAAGAACGCGAUCGCCAACACUGA